AGAUGGGUGGUUUUUUUAAUAUAUAUAUAUGCACAACAAAUUCCAAACUGUCCUCUCGGGUCCUCGGUCCUCCAGAGUAGGAGUGUACCUGGAUCACAGAGCAGGUAUUCUGUCUUUCUACAGUGUCUCUGAAACGAUGACUCUCCUCCACAGAGUCCAGACCACAUUCACUCAGCCGCUCUAUGCUGGACUUUAUCUUUUAGAUUAUGGCGACACUGCACAGUUCAGUCAGCUGAAAUAGACAGAAGUCGCUGGGCGACAGUUCUUUGAUGUUGUGUUUUUACACAUUACUUGAAAAUUCAUUGCUUCAUUUUGGAUAUAGAACUGCAAAAGGCUUUAUUGAGUUAACUGUCCUACUCCUGUUUUUUUGUUUUGUUUUGUUGGUUUGUUUUUUACAUGUAUUUGCAGCUUUAAAUUGAUAUUUAAUGGUGACUUAUGCCGUCGCAAAAGUGUACCUAUUUACACAUUCCUUCUUCCUGGAAUAUAAAAUUACAUUCAAAUAUUUCGACUGAGGAGUCAUUUGUCUUCAGUUUCCUCAAAUUCUUCAUCAGUUUUUCGUUUUUAAAAUUUUAACUAUAUAAAGACAGCGAAAUAAACAAAUGGAUAAAGAAACAGUGCUAACAUUCAUUAACAAAAGUUAUAUUAAGCAAUAUCCUUGAAACGCACCAUUUAUCUUUUCACAACACUCUGAGAUAUAAAUUAUGGGCUUCUUUUAAAUACCUUGUGUUUAUACUUAUUAAUUAAUCAGAUUUCCUCUACACUGAAAAAAGUCUAACAUGCAGUCAUUCAUUCAAUCUAAUAAGUGCCAUUCAAAACAGAAUAAAAUCAUUGAUUUGAUUGUGAAACCCUUUCUUUUUGCAUUUUAAAAUACCACUUUUGAUUUGGAUGAAACUAAAUAUCUGUACAAAGGACACAACGCAAAGUUUUUGAUUUCUCUCAAAACAUAUAUUUCUUUCCAUGUUGAACAGAUAAUAUCUUUAAUUUGAGUCAAAGUGAUUUGUACUUGAACACGCCCACCAGAAAUAGACCGGGACCCAUUUUUAUUCUGCAUGGCUGCUGGAAACAUCGUGUCACAUUUUGAUUAAUUUCAUCUGAAAAUAAACGUAAGUAAAGCCAAGUGUGUUACAAAAGCUUUUAUAAUUUGUAUUGCCAAAAUUGCAGAAAAUAACCCCAUUUAAGCUGGGUCGACGGCCACCCCGAAUUUUUGCAUGAUUGUAGCUGCUAGCUACAAGCUAGCUAGCUAUCCGGCGCGACGUUAGAACUGGUUACCAGCAACCGACCAUCACAGUCGGGAAUGCAAGUUAGGCAAAAAGCCGUAUUUUACCAGUAUACUAACUAGCUAGCGUUACCACGAUGCAUCGGUGGUGGAUACAGCUAGCUAGCAUAAGUUCAUAGUUCAUAACAUUCAUAGUGUAACUCCGUGCUCCGCUUCGUUUGAAUUUUUCUGGUGAGCUCGCGGUUUCUAGACACAAGCUUGUGUUUGUGCGCGCACAUUUGUCUCUGUCUCUCUUCAUAUAAAUAUCUGUGUGUUAUGUGUUUGUACACCGAGCGCAAAAGAUAAUUAUUAAUGUGCACGAUUUAGAGACAGAAAUAACACGCCAGCAUAUAAGAUCAAUGACAUAAGACUAAUUCCUUCAAUUGACUUUCAGGCGCGGCUCGGAAAAAUGUGCAUUUUCUGAAGAAAUUUUAAUUUUAACUUCAAAAAAUUGACCCUAUGCCAAACUUAGUCGCUAAUGGCUGGUCUGUAGACUGUUUGGUAAACCUAAAUCAAAUUAUAGUACUAGCUUUUUAUAAGGAUGUGUAUGUCAUGUUACGUAUUUCUUGGUUUUUCUAUGUUAUGUGUUUUAUAGAGAAGUAACAUUAUUCUUUUUUUUCUGUAUGCUUUCAGAACCACAGAUCGCUCCAUCCAUUCCAUGGCUGAAGCAUACAUUUUCAUUUAAUCUGAACAGUUUUAUGUACACUAGCGCUGAGAGGCAACUUGAUCCACAAAUAUGGCAAAUCCCAUAUGACUCCUCAUUUUGUUGAGUGACAAUAGCUCUGAGAGGAUGGAUCUAUCAAGGGUGCCAGACACAGUUGAAGAGCUCAUUGAACAAGUUAAAGAGUCAUGCAAAGUUGCUGGAGGUAUCAGGCUGCAAUAUAAAGAUGUAGACUUUGGUGGAACAUUUGUGAACUUGAACUCAACCUCCAUGAUCAAGGAUCUUACCACCAUCAAGGUCAUACCGUCUGCUACUGAAACAUUAAUUUUAGAAUUUGUAGAAAGUGACCUAGAUACAAGCUCCAUCUCAACACACACUGAUGACACAGUCAUACUAAGCAGCAGCUCCUCUGAGAAACUCCGCACAGAGCCCUGGCCAAAGGAGUUCAACAUCCCACAAUUCUCUUUUGAAACAGAAGGUCAACUUGAGAAAGGGAAUGCGGAAUACACAAAGGACCAAACCAGGCUCACACCUACAUCGAAAAUGUUGUCCGACAUUCUGGAAAGACUGGCAGAGAAGAUUUUCUCCUACAAGGUGUACCCCAGUGAUGGAGACCUGAGUGACGUUGCGGAGGCUCUGACAAGGAAACAUCCCUGCUUGAGGCAACCAGACUCCUUCAAUGAGAGCUACGGAUGGAAACUCAGACUAAAGACUAAGAUGAGCAAUUACCGCACUCAGCUUAAGUCACAUGGACUUGCAUCUGAGCUCUUAGUAAAUACCCUCAAAUCAAAGUCACGAGAAGAUCCUGUUCCCAAGCCAGCCAAGAACAACAAAAAGGCAAGAAGAGGUGAGGCCAAUUACUAUCCUCAGACCAGCAGUGAGAAUCCAGAAAGCCUAGAACUAGAGCAAAUAUCUCUCCUGACCGAAUUAAAGAAGAGAAACAAUGAGAAAACUGUACAAGAGAAGAUGGCCAGGACCUUCGAAUUCAGGAGGAAAGAGGUUGUGGAUAAGAAGCUUGACAUCAAGAACCUCUUGGAAAGAUGGCCAGGUCUAUUUCAGAUGGAAGAGAUUAAUGCAGAGUUUCUGCGGGUUACUGCAGUUUCCUUGCUAACCAGAUUCAUGGCCCAGCUGGACAAGCACUCCCCACAGCUACUUAAAAUAAUCAGAAAGAAAGGAGGGACAACCAAAGCAAAAACUGCCAUAAUCCUAGAGUUUCUUGAUCAGGGUGCUGAUGCUGACAUUAGGAGGGAGUGUAUACUUAAAUCUCUCAUUAUCUACCUUGGAGAACGUGUUGAGGACUUGAUAAAAGAAUACAUGAUAUCCCAGAAAGAUGAAGCUGAGGAAGAGCUGCAGAGUACCACAAUGGCACUCUUCGUCUUCAGGGACAACUCAAGCCUCCUACAUCAGCCUCGAGACAUCGGGAUAAUCAUUGAUGGUGUGGAAGUCCUGAAUGAGUUGCCUUCUGUGGCAGCUGGAGUGGCAAUGGUCUUUGGACUCUGUUAUGCUCUUAAUAUGGAAUAUCCACGAGGAUUCAGGUUCACCUUUGAGGCUCUUCAAAAGAUUAUGAUGGAGCUUGACUUUAACAAGAUGACCUCUAAGAUUCGCAAACUUAAUUGUGAACUUAACACUGCACAGUAGUGUGUUUGCAUGUGUAUGUGCACAUGCAUGUGCAUGUGUGCUUGGUUAUUUUGCUUGGUUGGCCUGCAGUGGUAUUCUACAUUCAAAAGUUAUAAGAACACCCAUUUGAAAGGGAGAUUUAAGUUGAUUUCAUUGAUACAUGUGUACAUUUUUUUUUUUACAUUGUACAGGCACAGUGCACAUAUAAACAUUUUUGAGUACUUGCAAAUUGGUUUAAAAAGAGUUUUGGUUUUAUGCCAGUUUUAGACAGGUUGCAGGUUUUAUACCAGUUCUAAAAAGAUUGCAGGUUUUAUACUGGUUUUCAAAAGGUUGCAGGUUUUAUACUGGUUUUCAAAAGGUUGCAGGUUUUAUAAAACAAACAUUUCUCUAAUCAUUUCUGCCGUAGCACUAAAUCUUUAUAUUACUAAUCCUCUCUAUUGAUUAUAGUUAAAAUGGUUUGGAACAAUAAAUAAUUUUGAAAUAA
Messenger RNA from Oreochromis niloticus (Nile tilapia), 4017 nucleotides. RefSeq lists its product as uncharacterized. Bases 2046 to 3554 code for a protein of 502 amino acids. The record is from RefSeq and is a predicted model, not a curated record. The transcript has 5 exons. Lineage: Eukaryota; Metazoa; Chordata; Actinopteri; Cichliformes; Cichlidae.